AGAAAAAAGCAGAUCACAUGAGAACUUGUGGGAGAACUGAGGAGGUGGCGACACGGAGCAAUGAUCCAUUUACCGCGUGGAGCACAGAGGAGAAAGAAAAGUUGUUGCUAUGUGUCAAAGAUCUUUCAGAUUCAAUUCCCUUUAUAUACUGCCUACAAACAUAACACUCAUGCCACUAUAGAGGAUAUUUCAGCUCAUGAAAGCAACUUAUUAGGGUCGUUUUGUGAUAUGAAUGAUGUGGAAGUACCUUUGCACUUGCUUCGUUAUGUCUGCCUCUUCUGUGGAAAAAAUGGCCUUUCACUCAUGAAAGAUUGUUUUGAAUAUGGAACCCCCGAAACCCUUCCCUUUCCAAUAGCGCAUGCUUUUAUUACGGUAGUAUCCAAUAUCAGGAUAUGGUUACACAUCCCUGCUGUUAUGCAGCAUGUUAUACCCUUUAGAACGUAUGUGAUAAGGUAUUUGUGUAAACUUUCAGACCAGGAAUUGCGACAAAGUGCUGCACGCAACAUGGCAGACUUGAUGUGGAGUACUGUCAAGGAGCCCUUAGAUACAGCACUUUGUUUUGACAAAGAAAGUUUGGAUCUUGCAUUCAAGUACUUCAUGUCACCAACCCUAACUAUGAGGUUGGCUGGGCUCAGUCAGAUAACGAAUCAACUUCACACAUUCAAUGAUGUUUGUAAUAAUGAAUCGUUGGUGUCAGACACUGAAACGUCAAUUGCAAAGGAGCUUGCAGACUGGCUUAUUCUUAACAAUGUUGUCGAACAUAUCUUUGGACCAAAUUUGCACAUUGAGAUUAUCAAACAGUGCCAAGUCAUCCUCAACUUUCUGGCUGCUGAAGGAAGACUUAGCACUCAGCAUAUAGACUGCAUUUGGGCAGCAGCACAGUUGAAGCACUGUAGUCGGUACAUCCACGAUUUGUUCCCAUCCCUUAUAAAGCACUUGGACCCUGUUCCGCUUCGUCACCUUCUUAAUCUGGUAUCUGCUCUUCAUCCAAGUGCGCACACAGAGCAGACCCUGUACUUGGCAUCAAUGCUUAUUAAAGCCCUCUGGAACAAUGCACUGGCUGCUAAGGCUCAAUUAUCCAAGCAAAGCUCUUUUGCUUCUCUUCUUAACACAAAUCUCCCUAUGGGAAACAAGAAAGGAUCUCCUGCAGCUAGUCCACAGAGCAGUGACAACAGUGACACCCAUCAGAGUGGAGGCAGUGACAUUGAAAUGGAUGAACAGAUAAUGAACAGAGCAAAGCGUGCACAGCAGCGGCUGUCAGAUACAGAGGAAUCCAUGCAGGGAAGCUCUGAUGAGACUGCCAAUAGCGGUGAAGAUGCCAGUAGUGGGCCUGGCAGUAGUAGUGGGCACAGUGACGGUUCAAGCAAUGAAGUAAAUUCUAGCCGCGCCAGUCAAUCUGCUGGAAGUCCAGGAAGUGAGGUCCAUUCUGAGGACAUGGCAGAUAGUGAAGCUCUCAAAGAGGAUGAAGACGACGAAGAUGAGGAAGGGGGACACAGCCCUCAGAAAGAGAGCCGAAAUAGUGAAUUACGAACUCGCAACACAGAGUCGCAAUCGGGUAUUUGUCUCUCGGAAUCACCAGGAGCAGCGGAACGAGACGGACCGAAUGGUGGAUCGGGCAAGGACCUCCAAUAUAGCACUGAGGCGGUCACAUCGGGAGAGAAUCGAAUCCGACUGCUAGAUGGUUGUUCACAUCCUGAAGACUCUGAACAUGACAUGUCAGGGGAAAUAAAUUCUGCACACAUAUCACAAGGUUCUCAGGAGUCGUGUAUUGCACGAACAGGAGACUUUUUAGGGGAGGCGAUCGGCAAUGAAAUAUUUAACUGCAGACGGUUCAUCGGUCAGCAUCACCAUCACCACCAUGAUGGACAUUUAGGCGACGAUAUGCUGAGUGCCGAUGAUGUCAGCUGUAGCAGUUCUCAGGUCAGUGCGAAGUCUGAAAAGAACAUGGCUGACUUUGAUGGCGAGGAGUCGGGCUGUGAGGAAGAACUGGUACAGAUCAGCUCUCACGCAGAGCUUACAUCUCACCUUCAGCAACAUCUUCCCAAUCUAGCUUCUAUCUACCACGAGCAUCUCAACCAAGCUCCUAAUGUUCAUAAGCACCAAUAUAACACCAAUGCAGUCACAGAUAUCAACUUAGACAAUGUUUGCAAGAAGGGUAAUACUCUUCUUUGGGACUUGGUACAGGAUGAAGAUGCGGUUCACCUUUCAGAGGGAUUGAUAAAUGAAGCUGAGAAGCUGCUGUGCUCUCUCGUGUGCUGGUUUACUGACCGGCAGAUUCGAAUGAGAUUCAUUGAAGGCUGUUUAGAAAAUCUAGCAAAUGAUAGGUCAGUGGUAGUUUCACUUCGUCUUCUUCCUAAACUCUUUGGCACUUUCCAGCAAUUUGGGAGCAGCUACGAUACACAUUGGAUAACUAUGUGGGCAGAAAAGGAAUUGAAUAUGAUGAAGCUUUUCUUUGAUAACCUGAUACAUUAUAUUCAGGCAGUUCGGGAACAAGUGCACAAACAUUUGUUGUACAGUCAUGGUGCAGAGGUACAAGUUCGCCUUCAAUUUUUGACGUGCGUUUUUUCAACUCUUGGGUCUCCAGACCAUUUUAGGCUAAGUCUUGAGCAGGUGGAUAUCUUAUGGCACUGCUUAGUAGAGGACCCAGAAUGCUAUGAUGAUGCUUUGCACUGGUUCCUGAAUCAAGUUCGCAGUAAAGACCAGCAUGCUAUGGGCAUGGAAACCUACAAGCAUCUUUUCUUAGAAAAGAUGCCUCAACUGAAGCCAGAAACCAUCAGCAUGACUGGUUUAAACCUGUUCCAACAUUUAUGCAAUUUAGCCCGACUUGCAACCAGUGCUUACGAUGGUGGCUCCAGCUCAGAGCUUUGUGGAAUGGAUCAACUCUGGGGUAUUGCUUUAAGAGCACAAACAGCAGAUGUUAGUCGAGCAGCUAUCCAGUACAUCAAUUCUUACUAUAUCAAUGGCCGGUUAUGCAGCCAAUCAAAAGGUAAAACAGGUUUGGAGAAGGAACAGGAAUUCAUCAGUAAAUGUAUGGAGAGUCUUAUGAUGGCAUCGGCAAAUCUUGAUAAAGAUCCUCAGUCCAGCCUCACCAUCAUUGAGAGAGGGCUUUUGAUGCUGAAAACACAUUUAGAAGCUUUUAGGAGGAGGUUUGCCUACCAUUUGCGGCAAUGGCAGAUAGAGGGUACAGGUAUCAGCAGUCACUUAAAAGCCCUCAGUGAUAAGCAGUCCUUACCAUUACGGAUCGUUUGCCAACCAGCUGGUUUGCCUGAUAAGAUGACCAUUGAAAUGUAUCCCAGUGACCAAGUUGCAGACUUAAGAGCUGAAGUUACUCACUGGUAUGAGAAUCUGCAGAAGGAACAGAUGAGUCAGCAAGCUCAGCUCCAAGAGUUUGGCCAAAGCAGUCGGCAAGGAGAUUUUCCUGGGGGCCUUAUGGGGCCUGUGCGUAUGAUUUCCUCAGGACAUGAACUUACUACAGAUUACGAUGAGAAAACACUCCAUGAACUUGGAUUUAAAGAUAUGCAGAUGGUGUUUGUAUCAUUGGGAGCUCCACGUAGAGAGCGCAAGGGAGAUGGCAUUCAGUUGCCUGCAUCGUGUCUGCCUCCUCCCCAAAAGGAAAAUAUUCCAAUGCUGCUACUCCUUCAAGAACCACACCUCACUACCUUGUUUGACUUGCUUGAGAUGCUGGCAUCCUUCAAACCACCUUCUGUGGAUCAUACCAUGGAAGAUACUGAGACUGCACGUUGUGAGGAAUUGCACCUUCAUGCAGAAAACCUGUCCAGACGUGUUUGGGAGCUGCUGAUGCUUCUUCCUACUUGCCCAAACAUGCUCCAGGCUUUUCAAAAUAUUUCUGAGGAGCAGGGUAACGAUGGACUUUGUUGGAAGGACUUGCUUAGAAUAAAAAGCCCUCACAAACUCCUGUAUGCUCUUGAAAUUAUUGAGGCCUUGGGGAAACCAAAUAGGAGAAUACGAAGAGCAUCUACGGGGAGCUACAGCGAUCUGUAUCCUGACUCUGAUGAUUCAAGUGAAGAUCAAAUAGAGAACAGCAAAAAUUCUUGGAGCUGCAAGUUUGUUGCUUCUGGGGGACUUCAGCAAUUACUGGAAAUCUUUCUCUCGGGAAUUCUGGAGCCCAAAGUGCAGGAAUCAUGGACUGUGUGGCAGCUGGACUGCCUGGCCUGUCUACUGAAGCUAAUGUGCCAGUUUGCAGUCGAUCCCGCAGACUUGGACCUGGCUUACCAUGAUAUCUUUGCCUGGUCUGGCGUAUCAGACAGUCAUAGAAAAAGGACUUGGCCCGGUAAAUCAAGAAAGGGAGCUGGAGAUCAUGGGAAAGGAUUGCACAUUCCCCGUCUGACUGAGGUGUUUCUCAGUCUGGUACAUGGGUCCAGUUUGAUUUACCGGUUAAUGUCUGUUGCGUACACCUAUGACAACUUGGCCCAUAGAGUGCUCAAAGCUCAAUCUGAUCACAGAUCAAGGCACGAGGGUGCUCAUUACGCCAUGUGGCUGUUAGUGAGCUGGGCUCACUGCUGUUCACUGGUGAAAUCCAGCUUGGCAGACAGUGAAAACCUACACGAUUGGCUGAAAAAACUAACUCUUCUAGUUCCAGAGACAUCAGUUCGACAUGAAGCUUGCAAUGGACUAUACAAGUUGUGUCUGUCCGGUCUGGAUGGUGGAGAAUCAAUAAAUCGAUCUUUUCUUUUGCUGGCUGCAUCAACGUUACUUAAGUUUCUUCCUGAUGCCCAGGCUUUGAAGCCUGUCCGGGAAGUGGAUUAUGAAGAAGAACCAGUGCUACGAGCAGGUUGCAAAGAAUAUUUUUGGUUGCUUUGCAAAUUGAUUGAUAACAUUCAUGUGAAAGAUGCCAGUCAGACAACAUUAUUGGAUUUGGAUGCCUUGGCAAGACACCUAGCUGACUGCAUUCGCAGCAGGGAGAUCCUUGAUCAACAGGAUAUUAACACAGAAGAUGAUGGACUUACAGGACUCCUCCGACUUUGUACUGUGGUCAUAAAACACAAACCUCCAUUUAAAUUCUCCAGAGAAGGACAGGAGUUCCUAAGGGAUGUGUUCAAUCUGCUAUUUUUGCUGCCGAGCCUGAAAGACAGACAACAACCAAAGUGCAAGUCACAUUCCUCCAGAGCAGCAGCCUAUGAUUUGCUUGUGGAAAUGGUGAAGGGCUCAGCAGAAAACUACAGGCUGCUGCACAACUGGGUGAUGGCACAGCACAUGCAGUCAUCUCAUGCCCCCUACAAGUGGGACUACUGGCCCCACGAUGAUGUUCGGGCUGAGUGUCGCUUUGUGGGUUUGACCAAUCUUGGAGCAACCUGUUACUUAGCUUCCACUAUUCAACAAUUGUAUAUGAUACCGGAGGCCAGACAAGCCAUUUUUACAGCCAAAUAUUCAGAGGACAUCAAACAUAAAACAACACUUCUUGAAUUGCAAAAGAUGUUCACAUAUCUUAUGGAAAGUGAGCGCAAAGCAUAUAACCCAAGGCCAUUCUGUAAAACCUACACCAUGGAUAAGCAGCCACUGAAUACUGGAGAACAGAAAGAUAUGACUGAAUUUUUCACAGAUUUGAUAACAAAAAUAGAAGAAAUGUCUCCCGACUUGAAGAACACAGUGAAAAGCUUAUUUGGAGGCAUUAUUACCAACAAUGUAGUGUCACUGGACUGCGAACAUGUCAGCCAGACUGCCGAGGAAUUCUAUACUGUUCGAUGUCAAGUCGCUGAUAUGAAAAAUAUUUAUGAGUCGCUUGAUGAAGUUACCAUCAAAGAUACUCUGGAGGGUGAUAACAUGUACACGUGUUCUCAGUGUGGGAAAAAAGUACGAGCUGAGAAAAGGGCUUGUUUCAAGAAACUACCCCGAAUCUUAAGUUUCAAUACCAUGCGAUACACUUUCAACAUGGUUACAAUGAUGAAGGAAAAAGUCAACACUCACUUCUCUUUUCCUUUGCGCCUCGAUAUGACUCCAUACACCGAAGACUAUCUUAUGGGCAAAAAUGACCGAAUAGAUGGUUUGAAAGAUGAUGGUGAAGAAAAACAAACCGAAAGUUUUGAGUAUGACUUGAUAGGAGUAACUGUUCACACGGGGACAGCAGAUGGAGGGCAUUACUAUAGUUUCAUCAGAGAUAUCGUUAAUCCACAUGCUUACAGAAACAACAAAUGGUUUCUGUUUAAUGAUGCUGAAGUCAAACCCUUUGAUUCUGCUCAACUUGCCUCUGAAUGCUUUGGUGGAGAAAUGACCACGAAGACAUAUGAUUCUGUCACAGACAAAUUCAUGGAUUUCUCCUUUGAAAAGACACACAGUGCCUACAUGCUGUUCUACAAACGUGUGGAAAUGGAGGAAGAAAAUGGGAAGGAGUAUAACUUUGAUGUUUCUCCAGAACUUUUGGAGUGGAUCUGGCAUGACAACAUGCAAUUUCUUCAGGACAAGAACAUCUUUGAGCAUACCUACUUUGGAUUUAUGUGGCAGUUGUGUAGCAGCAUCCCAAGCACAUUACCGGAUCCAAAAGCAGUAUCGCUAAUGACUGCGAAGCUGAGUACCUCUUUUGUCCUGGAAACAUUUAUCCAUUCCAAGGAAAAGCCCACCAUGUUGCAGUGGAUCGAGCUUUUAACAAAACAGUUCAACAACAGCCAGGCAGCAUGUGAGUGGUUUUUGGAUCGAAUGGCAGAUGAUGACUGGUGGCCAAUGCAAAUCCUCAUUAAGUGUCCAAAUCAGAUUGUAAGACAGAUGUUCCAGCGCUUAUGUAUUCACGUAAUUCAGAGGCUCCGACCAGUGCAUGCACAUCUCUACCUUCAGCCAGGAAUGGAAGACGGUUCUGAUGAUAUGGAUGGUCCCGUAGAAGAUAUAGGAAGUCGUUCAUGUGUAACACGGUUUGUGAAGACAUUACUGUCUAUUAUGGAGCAUGGAGUAAAGCCUCACAGCAAACAUCUCACAGAAUAUUUUGCAUUCUUGUUUGAGUUUGCAAAAAUGGGAGAGGAAGAGAGUCAGUUUCUUUUGUCACUACAAGCCAUAUCGACAAUGGUGCAUUUUUACAUGGGAACAAAAGGUCCAGAAAAUCAGUUUCCCCAGCCACAGGUCGAAGUAUUGUCUGAAGAAGAAGGUGAGGAGGAAGAGGAGGAGGAGGACAUCUUAUCUUUAACAGAGGAGAAGUACCGACCUGCAGCAUUAGAGAAGAUGAUUGCCUUGAUUGCACUUUUAGUAGAACAGUCUCGUUCUGAAAGGCAUCUUACAUUGUCACAGAAUGACAUGGCUGCCUUGACAGGAGGCAAGGGUUUUCCAUUUUUGUUCCAACAUAUCCGUGACGGUAUUAACAUCCGCCAGACCUGCAACUUGAUCUUCAGCCUCUGCCGUUAUAAUAACCGUCUUGCAGAACACAUUGUGUCCAUGCUGUUCACAUCCAUAGCAAAACUGACGCCAGAGGCUGCACAACCAUUCUUUAAGCUGCUGUCCAUGUUGAUGGAGUUUGCUGGUGGACCACCUGGAAUGCCACCAUUUGCCUCUUACAUUCUGCAGAGAAUAUGGGAGGUAAUCGAAUACAAUCCUUCACAAUGUUUGGACUGGUUGGCAAUGCAAACACCACGUAAUAAAUUAGCUCAUAGCUGGGUGCUUCAAAACAUGGAGAACUGGGUGGAGCGCUUUCUGCUGGCACACAACUAUCCUCGAGUCCGAACAUCUGCAGCCUACCUUUUGGUGUCUCUCAUUCCAAGUAAUUCCUUUCGUCAGAUGUUCCGAUCCACCCGGUCAUUGCACAAUCCCACCCGAGACUUGCCUCUUAGUCCAGACACUACUGUUGUCCUGCACCAGGUCUACAAUAUCCUCCUGGGCCUACUUUCAAGAGCCAAGCUGUAUGUCGACGCUGCUGUCCACGGCACCACUAAACUAGUUCCUUACUUUAGCUUCAUGACCUACUGUUUGGUCUCAAAGACUGAGAAGUUGAUGUUCUCUAGUUACUUCAUGGACCUCUGGAACCUCUUCCAGCCUAAGCUGUCUGAACCCGCUAUCGCAACAAACCACAAUAAGCAGGCACUGCUCAUCUUCUGGUACAACGUGUGCGUGGAUUGCCCGGAGAAUGUCCGCUUCAUUGUGCAGAAUCCGGUGGUGACAAAAAACAUUGCUUUUAAUUACAUAUUAGCUGAUCACGAUGAUCAAGAUGUUGUCCUUUUUAACCGGGGGAUGCUGCCUGCGUAUUAUGGGAUUUUACGUCUGUGCUGUGAACAGUCCCCUGCUUUUACCCGCCAGCUCGCAUCUCAUCAGAAUAUUCAGUGGGCUUUCAAAAAUCUUACACCUCAUGCUAGUCAGUACCCAGGGGCUGUUGAAGAACUGUUCAACCUUAUGCAGUUGUUUGUAGCUCAAAGGCCAGAUAUGAGGGAAGAGGAGUUGGAGGACAUAAAACAGUUCAAGAAAACCACCAUUAACUGCUACCUGCGCUGUCUGGACGGACGCUCCUGUUGGACUACACUUAUUAGUGCCUUCAGAAUCCUCCUGGAAACUGACGAAGACAGGUUGCUGGUUGUAUUCAAUCGAGGACUGAUUCUGAUGACUGAGUCUUUCAAUACAUUGCACAUGAUGUACCAUGAGGCCACAGCCUGCCAUGUGACUGGGGACUUGGUGGAACUCCUCUCUAUUUUCCUGUCUGUACUCAAGUCAACUCGCCCAUACCUGCAACGAAAAGAUGUGAAGCAAGCAUUGAUUCAGUGGCAGGAGAGAAUUGAAUUUGCUCACAAGCUUCUCACAUUACUGAACUCUUACAGCCCACCAGAGCUCCGAAAUGCCUGUAUAGAUGUUUUAAAGGAACUUGUACUUCUGAGCCCACAUGAUUUCCUUCACACUUUGGUGCCAUUCCUUCAACACAAUCAUUGCACUUACCACCAUAGUAAUAUACCAAUGUCUCUCGGGCCGUAUUUCCCUUGUCGUGAGAACAUCAAGUUAAUGGGUGGGAAGAAUAAUAUCCGUCCUCCUCGUCCAGAACUCAACAUGUGCCUCUUGCCCACAAUGGUAGAAACUUGCAAGGGAAAAGAUGAAGUUUAUGACCGUGUGCUGCUGGAUUAUUUCCUCUCUUACCAUCAAUUUAUCCAUCUCUUGUGUCGGGUCGCAGUGAACUGUGAAAAAUUUACAGAAACCCUUGUGAAAUUAAGUGUAUUGAUAGCAUAUGAAGGUUUGCCGCUUCAUCUAUCAUUGUUCCCUAAGCUCUGGACAGAGAUUUACCAGUCUCAGUCACCCAUGGCAAAGAAUUGUGUAAAGCUGCUGUGUGAUGAGCCGGUGUUUGCUGAGUACAUAAAGUGCAUUCUAAUGGAUGAGAGGAUCUGUCUGAACAACAGUGCAGUUUAUACUUUUCUUGCUUGCUUCCUUCCCAAGGUUCAGAGUCAAGUGCUUUCCAGUUCAAACUGUUCCAGUUUGAUCAAUAACUUAAUCACCAAUCUAAUAAAUGAGUACCACAACCUUGAGCCAGAACUUUUGGGACAACGUGUCGAAAUCUCUAAAGUCGGUGCUAUUCUAAACGGGGAUCUUCGAGCCCUUGCCUUGCUGCUUUCCAUACACACGCCCAAACAGCUGGACUCAGCACUGAUCCAGACUCUACAGGAUUUGCUGAACAAGUGCAGGACUUGCCAGAAACAGAGAAGUGCACUACAGGAACAAGAAGCAAAAGAACGGAAGACAAAAGACGAUGAAGGAGCCACUCCUGUUAAAAGAAGGCGCGUUAGCAGUGAUGAAGAACAUCCUCUUGACAACAGCACUGGGCAUAGCACACCCAGUGACAGUAGGACAGAGCCUAGAGAGGCGUUAACCCCUGCCAGUACCUCAGACACUGAGACCAGAGACUCAGCAGUCAUUGAUCCAGGCACCGAACAUGACCCACCGACACCUGACCCCAUUUCUGUGAAAGAAGAUAGAAUGGAAGUUUCUUCCUCAAAUGCACAUGACACACUAAUCGGCAAUAGGCCCCAGGACUCUGUAGAGCAGUUGCAGGGGGAGGAUGCAAUGGAGGAUUGCAAAGUGGUGAAGGAGCUACUGAGUGCUGAAAAGGAAACCAAUGAAGAUGAUUCUGACUCUCCCUCCACAUCGCCACCUAUUGCUACAGUUUUAUCUGACCUGACUGACCUUAGGAACUGCGAGGCUCCAACUCUGCCUUCUUUUGACCCCGAGACCAGUUUAUCCAACAGCUGUACCCAUUCCAGAGGACUCUUUAAUAUGCAGCAGCAGGAUCUUUUAGAUAAUUUGUGUAGGACCAUUGAAUCUACCAUUAGUGCAGUCACAAGAAUAUUGAGCAGAGGGAACCAACCUGCUUCUUGAUGAGACUACUAGCAUGUCUAGUUUUGUCUUUUUUAAAUACAGUUUGAGUUUUUGUUUAAUUUUGUUCUGCCUGUUCGAUCUGAUGCUUUGUGCUUCACUGUCAAGUGACAUUUUUCUGCUUGAAUGCCGUUAGUUGUUUGUAUGAAGAAGCAUCUCAGCCGUGGGAGAAAUCCAGUGUGUUAGGGUUAUGCGCUUGAAGAUGUGAUAAGUGGAAAACUAAACACAAAUUUAUAGAUAACUUAAAAACAAAGGCAUUUACAGCACAUUUCUCAAGGGCAAUCAUAUUAAUGAUCAGCUUUUACAUAGAAGUAAUUUGUUGUGGCUUUUCAUCCAGAUUUGAGGUGUAUCUUGGGGUGAAGGGUUACAGAGAUUUUUGUUCUCAUAUUGUAUGAUGUAAUUUAAAGAUAUUGCAUUUUUACUGUGUAUAAUAUCGUGUCUUUUGUUGCCAGUUUUUGUACUCUUAUUAAGAAGGCAGCUUUGCCUGAAAUCUCCGUGGUUCUAUUAUCCAAAUUAAGUUGUUUACUUGUAUACUAAACCAACCACGAUUAAUUUGAUUCUGUUAAGAAUCCUCUGUAGACAUGGACUGGCAUAAAUGAGGUGCUUUAUCUGACAGGUUUCCUGUGGCCGAAAUAAAGCACACUUGAAAUAAAACUAUGAACUUUA
Molecule: messenger RNA, 10944 nt
Organism: Callorhinchus milii (elephant shark)
Lineage: Eukaryota; Metazoa; Chordata; Chondrichthyes; Chimaeriformes; Callorhinchidae
Gene: usp34
Product: ubiquitin specific peptidase 34
Biological process (GO): protein deubiquitination
Cellular component (GO): nucleus; cytosol
Molecular function (GO): cysteine-type endopeptidase activity; cysteine-type deubiquitinase activity
Source: RefSeq, a predicted model, not a curated record